CCCAGCACGAAGAAACGAAAUGAAACUGCGCGGCCAGCGCCGACAGAGGAGGGCGGAGCCGGAGGCGAUGGAGAGCACCGCCCGCGUCUUCCCGCCCCUUAAAAGGCCAGCCACGAACCGCCAAGCCGCCUAUCGUCUCAACCUCGAGCAACGCUUCGGCGCCGCUGCAACCGUCGCCGAGGGCUUCCAAGCAGACGACGCGGCCGCCCGUCAGGGAGAACCCGCGACCGGAAGAGGAUGGAGGUCAGCGACGAGGAGAGCGUCACCGGCCCCGCCCGCACGCCGGACCCGGACUCGGAGCCGGAGCAGCCGGACCCCGCCGCGGCCGCAGCGGCUGUCGCGCCGUACCCCGGGGACAUCGACGACGAGACCGCGGCCGACCUCGCCCGCCUGCUGGACUCGGACUCGGAGCAGCCGGACCCCGCGGGGCUCCGGUCGGGUAUGGCGCCGUACCUCGGGGACAUCGACCGGUACAUGCGGUCCCUGGAGGCAUCGAGGAGGCCGAGGGAUGACUACAUGCGGACAACACAGGAAGAUAUCAAUCCCAAAAUGAGGGCGUUCCUAGUGGACUGGCUGGUGUACGUGGCUUUGACAUUCAGGCUUCCUGCUGACACACUUCACCUUGCAGUUUCAUAUGUCGAUCGCUUCCUCACAGCAAAUGUCAUUAGCCAGGACAAGCUGCAAUUACUUGGUGUGACCGCAUUGAUUGUUGCUGCGAAAUAUGAAGAUGGCAUAUUUGUGCAUGAGGUUCGAAGAUACAGGAACGUUGCUGCCAACACGUACACCAGGCAGCAGGUGGUGAAGAUGGAGUCUGACAUACUGAAAUCUCUUAACUUUGAGAUGGGGAGUCCCACUGCAAGAACUUUUCUACGGAGAUACAUAACUGUUUGCCGCGGACGUGAUCGUGCAAAAGCGAAGAGGCUGGAGUUUCUGUGCAGCUACCUUGCAGAAUUGAGCUUGCUGGACUAUGACUGCAUAAAGUUCAAUCCAUCAGUUGUUGCUGCUGCCUGCCUUUUUUUGGCCAGGUUCACAAUCAGCCCAACUGCCCGUCCUUGGAACCUGACGCUGCAAAGGAACACGAAAUACAAGGUCUCUGAUCUCAAGUCUUGCAUCUUGAUGAUACGCAAAUUGCAGUUGAAUGGAACGUAUCCGGGCCUGAAAGGAGAGGCCAUCAAAGUCAAGUAUAAUGAUCGCGAGCUUGAGGGUGUGUCGGCAAUGGCUUCACCUAAAAAUAUGCCUCCGCGUUUCCUGAAGAACAUCAGACGGUGAAAGGCCAAAGUACUCUUGCAACAUCUUUUGCAGGCGUUGCAGAAACUACAAAUUAUUUUGUUAGUAGGUAGAGAUACAGGCUUUGUUUCAGACAUUGGGGAUUUGGUGUCUGUCGGCUUCCUGCUUAUCCACGCCUGCCGGGAAUCAGUUUCCGUGUCGCAGUUCCAGUUGCAUUGAUAGGAGCGCGGCUAGCAUCAUUGAUAGGUUGACAUGAUAUGCGACUGGAGGGUUUUUGUACAGAUGAUAGAACACGAUGGUGCCACACUCUGUGAUAUUGCAUAUAAAGUUUCAGGGCAAAUCCUAACGUGUUUUGGAAUUUCA
Molecule: messenger RNA, 1590 nt
Organism: Aegilops tauschii subsp. strangulata
Lineage: Eukaryota; Viridiplantae; Streptophyta; Magnoliopsida; Poales; Poaceae
Source: RefSeq, a predicted model, not a curated record